AUGUUAAUUGAAGUUGAACAUUGGUCUGGUGCUGGAAAUCGUUUUGUUAUUGUUGAUAAUAGAAAAAAAGAAAUAAAUAAUCAAUGGAAUAUAUUAGUCAGUUAUUUAUGUAAACGAAAUAAUUUACCUAAUGCUGAAGGUCUUCUUGUUUUACUUGAAAUCGAUAAAAAUAAAUCAAUUUGUAUUUAUGAUUUUUAUAAUCCAGAUGGUUCAACAGGAGUCAUGUGUGGAAAUGGAGCAAGAUGUGCUGUACGACAUGCUGCAUUAACAGAAAAUUUUUCUAGUAAUCAAAUAGAAUUAAUAUUAAAUGGUUGUUCAUAUAAAUCAAAACUUCUUGAUAAUGAUCGUGUUGCUUUAGAAUUUCCAUUAUAUAAAGAAUUACGUUUUAUUGAUGAUUGGACAUAUGUUAAUGUUGGUAGUCAUCAUGUUAUUAUUGAUGCUCGUUAUUUAAUUAAAUCAAUUGAUGAUUUUUAUCAAUUUGAUUUAAUUAAAUUUGCCAAUGAAAAUUUAAAUUUAUAUCGAAAUAAAAUUGGAAUUAAUAAUAUUAAUUUAAAUCUUGCUUAUUUUAUUAAUGAUCAAUCGAAUAUUUACUUACGAACAUAUGAAAAUGGAGUUUUUCAUGAAACACAAGCAUGUGGAACAGGUGCUAUUAGUACUGCUAUUGCUUUUUGGAAAAAAAAUAUUAUUAAUAAUAAUAUUAUACAAAUAAUACCAAUAAGUCAAAGAUUCUUAACUGUACAUUUAGAUAUUGAUCAGAAAAAAGAGAAUAUUUUAGGAAUGACUUUAGAAGGUGAUGCCCAACAAGAUGCACCUUCAACUCUAUUUGAUACAACAUCUAUGGCAUAUAUAUAA
Messenger RNA from Rotaria sordida, 852 nucleotides. Lineage: Eukaryota; Metazoa; Rotifera; Eurotatoria; Philodinida; Philodinidae. The record is from the annotation of a GenBank genome assembly.